UGACAUCACUGGAGGAAUUCAAACUUAAAGGUUCCUGCUAAGAAUAAGGACGUUUCAUUUUCCUCUUACUGUUGGGUCUGCUGUGGCCGGUCUGGGAGGGUUGAGCCCUGGUCCAGCCCCGAGUGGAGAGCGAGCCUCUCACCAUGACAGCCUGUUGCAGCUGGAACGAUGUUUUCCAGUAUGAGACAAACAAAGUCAUCCAGAUCCAGAGCAUGAAUUAUGGCACCAUUAAAUGGUUCUUCCAUGUGUUGUUCUUCUCCUACAUUAGCUUUGCUUUGGUGAAUGACAAGCGGUACCAAUGGAAAGAACCUGUCAUCAGUUCUGUGCAUGCCAAGGUGAAAGGGGUGGGAGAGGUGAAAAAGGAGAUUAUGGAGAACGGACUGAAGAAGGUAGUGUGGAAUGUCUUCGACACGGCAGAUUACACUGUCCCCUUGCAGGGGAACUCUUUUUUUGUGAUGACAAACUUUCUCAAGAUAGAAGGCCAAGAGCAAGGGUUGUGUCCUGAGUACCCCACCCGCGGGACGCUCUGUUCCUCUGACCGGGGCUGUAAAAAGGGAUGGAUGGGUCCAAAGAGCAAAGGAAUCCAGACCGGCAGGUGUAUAGAGUAUAAAGGGAAGCAGAAGACCUGUGAAGUCUCCGCCUGGUGUCCCGUGGAGGCAGUGGAAAAGGCCCCAGAGCCUGCGCUCUUGGGCACUGCUGAAAACUUCACUGUGCUCAUCAAGAAUAAUAUUGACUUCCCCAGACACAACUACACCACGAGAAACAUCUUGCCGGAUAUAAACGUCACUUGCACCUUUCACAAGACUCAGAAUCCACAGUGUCCCAUUUUCCGACUAGGAGAUAUCUUCCAAGAAACAGGAGAUAAUUUUUCAGAUGUGGCAAUUCAGGGAGGAAUCAUGGGCAUUGAGAUCUACUGGGACUGCAACCUGGACAGGUGGUUCCAUCACUGCCGUCCAAAAUACAGUUUCCGUCGCCUUGACGACAAGACUGCCAAGGAGUCCUUGUACCCUGGCUACAACUUCAGAUAUGCCAAGUACUAUAAGGAAAAUAAUACCGAAAAGCGGACCCUGAUAAAAGCCUUUGGGAUCCGUUUUGACAUCCUGGUUUUUGGCACCGGAGGAAAAUUUGACAUUAUCCAGCUGAUCGUGUACAUCGGUUCAAACCUCUCUUACUUUGGUUUGGCCACUGUGUUCAUUGACUUUCUCAUCAACACUUACUCAAAUAAAUGCUGUCGAUCCCGUAUUUAUCCCUGUUGCAAGUGCUGUGAACCCUGUGCAGUCAAUGAAUACUACUACAGAAAGAAGUGUGAAUCCAUUGUGGAGCCAAAGCAGACAUUAAAAUAUGUGUCCUUUGUGGAUGAACCCCACAUUAGGAUGGUAAAUCAAAGGCUACUUGGGAGAAGUCUGCAAGAUGUUGAAGGUGAAGAAGUGCCAAGACCCCCGAUGGACUUCACAGACUUGUCCAGGCUGCCUCUGUCUCUUCAGGAGCCACCCCCCAUUCCUGGACAACCAGAGACUAUCCAACUGCUCAGUGAAGGGGCAAGCCCUAGAUCCAGUGACUGCCCGAAUUGGUGCCAGUGCGGAAAGUGCCUCCCAUCCCAACUCCCUGAGAGACAAAGAUGCUUGGAGGAGCUGUGCUGUCGGAAAAAGCUGGGUGCCUGUAUCACCACCUCAGAGCCAUUCAAGAAGCUUAUCCUGUCCAGACAUGUCCUGCAGUUCCUCCUGCACUACCAGGAGCCCUUGCUGGUGCUGGAUGCAGAUUCUACCAACAGCCAGCUGCGGCACUGCGCCUACAGGUGCUAUACUACGUGGCGCUUUGGCUCCCAGGACCUGGCUGACUUUGCCAUCCUGCCCAGCUGCUGCCGCUGGAGGAUCCGGAGAGAGUUUCCCAAGAGGGAAGGCCAGUACAGUGGCUUCAAGAGUCCUUACUGAUGUGCUGAGCAGUCAUAUAAUAUUGCCUUUGCUUGCACCUUGAGCUUCACCUGCAAAGAUGUGUGUCCAGAUUUUCAGCCACAGGGAAAUGUGCUUUCCUCCUCCCCCAGCUCUGUUUGUGUCAGAGAGCAAAGUGACCGGAGUAAACAAACAGCAACUAAACUAGAAUCCCUCAGCAUGGACUGAGAGUCAAGAGAUUCAGAUUUAUAUCUCCAUUCUAUCCCUAGGAAGUUGUGUGAUCCUAGGCCUUUAACCUCUGUACCUCAUUUGCCUUAUUAUCCAAUCUAUUGUUUCACAGGGAUAUUAGGAGAGCAAAUUGAGACAGUGUACACAAACUCUCUUUUUAACGCAUAAAGAGCUACAUGAAUAUGAAGCAGCUCAUUUUGAGGUGAGACUAGGAUAAUGUCCAACUAUCAACAAACCCUUGGGUCCUGGUUAAAGAAUGGGGAGGAUUAAAAGUUUUGGCACAAAUUUUUUGGCAUUUGUCCUAUAGACCUGAGGGGUUAUAUCUCCUCCCCUUGUGUCUUGGCAGCUCUGAUCACUUUAUCCAAUGAUAAAGUGAUGCUGUGUCAGCUUCAGGGUCUUGGUCUUAAGAUGCUGUCAGCUUCCACUUCCUGUCCCUUGAAACUCUUGCUGUGAAGGAAGCAAGCUCCCAUGUAAAAAUCUGCCUAUCCUGAGUCCAUCCUGCUGUGAAGAAGCCCAAGCAGCCAUGUGAAGAGGAGAGAUGCCCCCAGCAUUCAAGCCAUCCAAGCCCAUGGGAGAGAAGAAGCCUUCAGAUGAUUCCAGAUCCUGCUAACAUGUGACUGCAACUGCAUCAGACAACCCAAGUGAGAGCUACCCAGUGAACCCACAGAACAAAAAUUGUUAUUU
Globicephala melas (long-finned pilot whale) is the source of this 2801-nucleotide messenger RNA. It is a transcript of the gene P2RX7, whose product is annotated as purinergic receptor P2X 7. Gene Ontology annotation, cellular component: nuclear inner membrane; plasma membrane. Gene Ontology annotation, biological process: calcium ion transmembrane transport; response to ATP; cell surface receptor signaling pathway. The record is from RefSeq and is a predicted model, not a curated record. Lineage: Eukaryota; Metazoa; Chordata; Mammalia; Artiodactyla; Delphinidae. Gene Ontology annotation, molecular function: ATP binding; extracellularly ATP-gated monoatomic cation channel activity; purinergic nucleotide receptor activity.